Molecule: messenger RNA, 2320 nt
Organism: Egretta garzetta (little egret)
Lineage: Eukaryota; Metazoa; Chordata; Aves; Pelecaniformes; Ardeidae
Gene: S1PR4
Product: sphingosine-1-phosphate receptor 4
Exons: 4
Coding region: 631-1857 (408 amino acids)
Biological process (GO): G protein-coupled receptor signaling pathway
Cellular component (GO): membrane
Molecular function (GO): sphingosine-1-phosphate receptor activity
Source: RefSeq, a predicted model, not a curated record
ACUCAUCAAGCAGGGGAUGGACUCCCAGGACAACUCCCUGCUUGCCAUGCUGAUGGAAGAAAUCACCGCUCUUUACUCUCAACCAUGGCUUUGUGCCAGCCUGCAGUGAGAACACAGGUGGAAGCAGAAAGCAGGGCAUAGCUUCUGUAGUGAUCCUGAGUUGAAAGGUAGAAGUCUCAUUUAUUUUGUGCAAGGAGCCCUCCCUGCUACCUACUCGGUGCUGGGCCUCAGACAAGAAGCUGGAGAGCACCGCUAGCUGCCCGAACCCCCCUCCGGCAGCAACAGCCUCGCGCCAGCCAUGACGGGGCAGGACUUGGAUGGAUGCGUCCUGAGAGACCGGCAGGAGCUGGGCCCACAGAGCAGCCUAGAGGCAAGACAGCAUUGGAGCUUCCUCCUGGAGAAGGAUGUGUCUGGGCACGGGUGGUGUGCAGGGAAGGUGUGUUGCGGGGCUGGCAGACAGGGCUCUAACUCUCAUCUCCAUGCUGGAUAGAGCUGCUGGGGUCAGAGCCAGUCCUGUGUGGCAGAAUCUCACAGCUGUUGCCCAGCCUUAAGAAGGUCUGCUCUGCUCCAAACCCCACCUCAACCCUUGCUCUAUCGUGCAUCCCUUGGCUGCUGACCUAGGCUCAGAAGAUGGAUGGUCCAGAGAUGAGCUGGCUGGCGAAUCACUCCCUUCCCCUUCCACUGGGCUCUGCUCAAUAUCCUGAGCUCAGGCUUGACCUGCUCGACAGGAAAGGUUCCUGCCUGCAACUUGUUGCCACGAGGAAUGUGAACAUCAUCCUGCAGCACUACAACUUCACAGGCAAGCUGACCAACCGGCAGUCUGGGGAUGAGGGCAUGGGUCUCAUCCACACAACCUUUGCCAUUAUUAGCUGCAUCAUCAUCCUGGAGAACCUGCUUGUGCUGCUGGCCAUCCUGCGGUGUCUGCGAGCCCGCCGCUGGGUCUACUCCUGCAUUGCCAGCAUCACCGUGAGCGACCUGCUUGCAGGGAUUGCCUACCUUUCUAAUCUCUGCCUCUCAGGCAAGAAGACCUUCCAGCUUUCACCUCAGCUCUGGUUCCUGCGGGAAGGCAUUCUCUUCAUUGCUCUGGCUGCCUCCACCUUCAGCUUGCUUGUGACUGCCAUCGAGCGCUACAGUGCCAUGGUAAGGCCGAUUGCUGAGAAUGAAGCCAGCAAGACCCUACGCUUACGCAGCCUGAUAAUUUCCUGCUGGCUGCUGGCCUUCAUCAUUGGACUGCUUCCACUGCUGGGCUGGAACUGUCUGUGCGACUUCAAUGCCUGCUCUGUCCUCCUGCCUCUCUACUCCAAGAACUACAUCCUUUUCUCCGUAGUCAUGUUCAGCAUCAUCCUCCUGGGGAUCAUUGGCCUCUACAUCUCCAUCUUCCAGCUGGUCCAGGCCAGUUCUAAGCAAACCAGUUCUCGGCACAGCCGCAAACGGUCCCUGCGCUUGCUCAAGACUGUGCUGAUGAUCCUGGGUGCCUUCAUUCUCUGCUGGAGCCCGCUCUUUGUCCUGUUGCUCUUUGAUGUCUUCUGUGAGACCCAGUCCUGCACACACCUCCACAGCCUGGACUGGACCUUGGCUCUGGCCAUGCUUAACUCAGGUGUCAACCCCAUCAUUUACUCCCUCCGGAGCGUGGAGGUGCGCCGUGCUGUGGGAAGCCUCCUGUGUUGCUGCUGUGUCAGGGUUGGGCUUUGCAAGCCUGGGAACUGCUUGGUCAUCACAGACAUCAACUCUGGCUCAUCCACAGAGAGCUCCCUGCGCUACCGGGAGAGCUUCCGCAGCUCUGUAGCACUGAACGCCCGGCCCAGAGCACCUCUCUCCAGCAACUCCAGUAUGAUGAGCAAUCUCCCCAGCCUCUGAGGGGCCAUGGGGAGAGCAAGAGAUGCCAGACAGCCCACCAGGACCUCAUGCUGCUGGUCCUGGCCUUGGCAGAACUGUAGCCUAUGUGCAGCUCAGGCUGAUCAGGUGCAGUCCCACCCACAGCGGCUAACUGUAGCCAGGCUUUCCAGUCCCCUCAGACUGGGAUGUUGCUUCAGUGUGAAUGCAGCAUGGGGACAGGCAUUGCUCCUAGUGUGGGAGUGAAGGAUAUGGGCAUGUUUUGGGAUAGAUGCUCUGCUGAGGCAGCUGCUGUGCCUACGUUAUAAGUGGACCCUGUUCUGUGUGUGCAUGUAUAUAGAUGCUGUACCUGCCCAGAUGAGGGUAUUUUGCCCCAGGGCACAGUGAGGAAUAGGGUGGGUAUCCCCCACCAGACUGCCCUCCAAUGCCUUGGGAUUAGGCUGGGCUGGCAGUGCUGCCACUGCAUGUCAUGCAGGGCUGGAGGCGA